ACAUAUCCCGGCGUUUGCACAUAACACGGCUCCACACACCCGGCCCUAGAUGGAUUUGGUUGUCCUAGCUUGUUGGGGGGGAAAUGCUAAGUUGCGGGAUGUAUUGACUCACGUGUUGGCAUGAAAAAAACAAUGCAUAAACUGUGACAAUGCAGCCAGGCAUGAAUGCAGCUGACAAAUGAUAGCUGAUGUAAUUGGAAAUGGCUAUCUUGACGAUUUCAACUGGAUAAAACUAGAAAAAUUGAAGGGCUCUGUCCGCGACCCCAAUCUCGGCUGUAUCCGACGUGUCAGUCAUGGUAGUCCACUGGACCCAACCCGAGCUUGAGCACUCAUCACACAGACUGUUCAAUUCUUGUAAGAGGCUUUGAGAGUCUUCCAUGCAUCGCUUCUACCCUCACCAGCUCUGAUGAUUGUUGCUUCAAAGUGUCAGGAUGAAGUUCCAAAGAUGCAUAGGGCUAUUGCUGCUCUUGGUAGCAGUGGUCAAGAGUCAAGGAAAGAAGAGGACAUCUGCUAUGACUGAUGAGACCUAUAAUACAAUAGUAAAGCUCAUCGAAGGUUCUUUCAAUGUUGUAUGUACCCAAAGGACCGUCGAGGAAAAAUCCGCCAUAACGCGAUAUAACAGAUACAGAGGAAGGUUCAGUUUGCAAGGUAAUCCGCCAAAACUCUAUUUAGACGAAGAAAUGGUAUUGAAAAAGUCGCAAAUACGAGACAUUGUCAUGGAAGAGUACUUCAAGACAAAAGGAGCAGGAGCAAGGCGGAUCUAUCAUAUGCUCAAGAGAAAGUUUUCCGGUAUUUCAGAAGAAGUAGUUCAAAAUAUCUUGUCUCAAUGUUCAACGCAUCGGCGCAUGAAUGUGAGAUUUACAAACAAGGCUCCAUAUAUACCCAUCACAGCGAAACAUGUCAUGGAAAGAAUCCAGAUAGACCUUCUCAAAAUGAGAACAGCAGCUACGUACAAGAAAAGGACUUAUAGAUACAUACUGACCGCAAUUGAUGUGUUCAGUCGCUAUACAUGGUUGAGGCCUAUGAAAACUAAAUCAAGCACCAAUGUGGCACGACACUUGUCAGAAAUUUUUGACAUGUUUGGUACUCCGACCUACAUACAUCAUGACCAGGGAACAGAAUUUAAAGGGAGAGUGAAUAUUAUGUUAAGUCAUAGAGGGAUUCAAGACAUAACGAGUGCCCCAUAUCAUCCUGAAUCACAGGGGAAGGUAGAAAAGUCUCACCGGUCAAAAAUACUUUUCGACCUUAUUUCUAGAAAAUAUGGCGUGGAUUGGGCACGUAAACUUUCCAAAUACGCAAAGGUUCUCAAUGACGAACCUAAGGAAGUAUUGGAUUGGAACACCCCAUUCAGUAUCUUCUUUGGCCGAUGCUCCGAUUCUUCCUGCAGUAAAAACAUGGGUGGAACAGGAAACAUACAAGAAUACCAUAGGAGAGUGAGACUCAUCAGGGAGAAGGUUUUUGCCGCAACAAAACGUGCAAAUAAAAAACUGAGAUCACGCCAGAAAAGGAGUCUUAAGAUACCCAUAUAUCAGGUUGGGGACAAGAUUCUUGUUCGACUAGCGAGUAAGAAAUCGAGAAUGACAAACAGAUUGACAAUCUCCCCUGGCAGAAUUACUGAGAGAAAUCUGAAAAGGCACAAAUAUAAAAUUGCUUUAACACAUCCACGUACGAAUAAGAAAACAGAGCAAUGGUUCAGUUUGGUUGACAUAACUGUUGAUACUUUGUCUAAUCAAAACAAACGCGAACGAGUCACCAUUCCAAGAAGGGAGCACGUUAAGAAGUACUAUAUAAUUAUAACUCGGGAAAGUUACAUUGAACAGUUAUUCGAAGACUCAGGACUCUCUGUAUGUCUUAAUCCGAAGGGUAAUGGGAACUGCCAAUUCAGUGCUGUAUCUGAUCAGUUAGCAACUUUAGGAAUCUUUAGAUCCCAUAUUGCUCUAAGACAAGAGGUUGUUCGAUUCCUGGCAAGUAACACAUAUCUCGGGAACGGAAGAGGAUGGACAUCAUUUCUUACUGAAGUACCCGAAGAUUACCUUGCUCGUAUGUCAAGCGAUGGAAGUUACGGAGACCACCUCACCUUGCAGGCAAUUGCUGACAUAUUUCACAUCCAAAUCAUUGUCAUAAGUUCAUUAAACGGAGGAACAACAUUAAUUUCACCGGAAAUUAAUGAGGGGAACAUUUUCACAUUUGAUAUGCCAUACAUUGUGUUGGGACAUCUGUCAGAAGGCAACGGAGAACACUAUUUGUCACUUACAAGCAAUCAAGAGCAGGUACUUCGAAUAAUUCGUAACAGUGCCCAGAUUGUGUUUGAAGGAGACAUGACUCCGCAUGCCGUAGGACAGCAAUUAAGCGAUGAAGACACUGAUGGCGGAGUAAACGACGAGGGUACCGACGCAGAAGUACAAAAUGAAGGCAUCGACAAUGGAGUAAGAGAUGGCUUAGACGAAGGAGUAAGAGGUGGCUUAGACGAAGGAGUAAGCGAUGGUUUAGACGAAGGAGUAAGAGAUGGCCUGGACGAAGUAGUAAGCGAUGGUUUAGACGAAGGAGUAAGCGAUGGCUUAGACAUGUUAGAAGAAGGAGUGAGAGAUGGCUUAGACGAAGGAGUAAGGGGUGGCCUAGACGAAGAGGAUGGAACUUGCAAUGAAGUCGACGAUGAAGGCUUAAGCGAAGGAAUCAACGAUGGCACAGACGGUGAAAACAGUGAAGAGGAAAAAAACGUAUCUACCCAACGAAAUUCUGACCAUGAUACUAAAAUUUGCAAUGGGCCACGACAUUCCAAGUAGGCAGUUCCUGCCAUGUGUGAAUAAAUGAUUCAAAGCUGCAGCAUAGGAAGUUUCGCGUUCAUCUCUCAGGGAAAUACGCGUCUAUAUAAACCCAAGCGUCCAACGAGCUCCUGGAAUAGCGUCACAUGAAGUGUUGUGUGGGGACAUUAUAGUAGUUUAUGGACCAAUGCUUUAUCAUACCAACUUAACAAUUUUACAACCAUUCAGGAAACUACAGGUUCCAAGGUAAAGACUACGUUCUAUAUCUAUGAUUUAUUACAAGGGUUAGUUUUGAAGAUUUGUUUUUAUAAACAGGUCUGGGGUAAAGACUAUAUUCUACACCUAAUAUGCUUUAAAGUGUAUCUUUGGCCAAAAGUAUUUCUUGAUAAGUGAAAAAGAUAUAUUUCAGUAAUCUAUUCCGCCAAUACUUUGCGUAAAAAGGUUACAUAUACAUAAAGAAAGAUACAAUCAAAGUUAUAAAAAUAUUACUAAAAUCAAAGGGUCUGACAAAAGACUACAGCUUGGCUAUUGCACAAAUUCCGGCGAAAUUUUGCGCAUAUACCGUUGUUAUCCCGGCGUUUGCACAUAACACGCAACCCGGCUCCACAAUCCCUCCUGCCCUCAAAGCUCGCCGCAGUAUCCUAGGCACUGAAGCCUUCAAACUCGGCAAGGAUAGAGGUGUGUCUACCAAAAUUGUUGCGCAGGGAGUAAAUCUAGUUCUCAAAUGGAAAGAGAAAGGCUAUUCAAGGUGGAAUAUUUAUCAGUGAUCUAUGGGUGUGUCCAUUUACUGACACCCCGAUUUCUGACACCUCUGACACCCCCUUUCCCAUUCACGUUUGUGCAUGUAGUGAAUAUUCAUGAUGUUUCGUGUAUUUUUCAUCAAAAGAGGCAUGGCCCAUUUCCCUUUCUGUGAUUGGCUUUUAUUGCUAUUGGAUAUCCAUUAAAAGGGGAAAAGGGGUGUCAGUAAAUGAAAAAACCCGUGAUCUAUUAAUAACAAGUCUUCGAGACUAGCUUUCAUUUUUUAAUUUAUUCUGAAUUUCUAGCUUUUGAUCAUGGUAAAGUUUUUUUUUUUCAAAAUCCUUUUGUUGUAGUUACUACUAUUGUUGUAGCUGCUUGAGCUACAGCCAGGGUAAUAAUAUCCAAGUCCUUUGGAAGCGCAUAGAGACGUUAUUCAUAAUGUUAUGCGCUAUACAAGAACUGACUGCAAAUUAUUACCAUAUUUUUCAGGAUGUUCUUCUUUAACCAACCCAAGUGGUCGCCUUGGAUGUUUUCUUUUACUGGAUAUUUUACAUCAGUUUAAAAUGCCUUUGUCUGCUUUUUUUUAAAUGUUCAUGAUGUUUAAACUAUGAUUAUAUGUAUAUACUUGUAUUUUUGUAUCUUCCUGUUCUAUGUGUAUCAGUAUCCAUAGCAACCCCCAUUGUAUUUUCACUAAUAGCCCAAUUUUGAAUAUUGUAAUAGUUGGUAAUCUUAAUCUAAUCAAUGAUCGUCUUUUAAUUCCCC
Molecule: messenger RNA, 4262 nt
Organism: Lytechinus pictus (painted urchin)
Lineage: Eukaryota; Metazoa; Echinodermata; Echinoidea; Temnopleuroida; Toxopneustidae
Exons: 2
Coding region: 432-2783 (783 amino acids)
Biological process (GO): DNA integration
Molecular function (GO): nucleic acid binding
Source: RefSeq, a predicted model, not a curated record